This is a messenger RNA of Ceutorhynchus assimilis (cabbage seed weevil), 9314 nucleotides long. The record is from the annotation of a GenBank genome assembly. Lineage: Eukaryota; Metazoa; Arthropoda; Insecta; Coleoptera; Curculionidae.
CUCGUUAUAAUUAUCACUUCAUUUCCUUUUCGAAAAUUUAUACAACCUACACAAUUGAGCAUUUUUGUUACGUUAACUUCAUUAGGUAUACAACAAAAUUUUCAUAGGAUUCUUUUUAAAAAAACCAUAAAUUAUGCAUGUGUGAGCUCUCUAAUUAUUGUGUCUUUUUCUAAUGCUUAGCUUGGAAGCGAAAUAGAAAUAUAUUCCAUAUAGAGAGUUGUUGAAGAAAACACUGUUGUCAAAAACAGCUGCCAGUGUCGAUUUUCAUUUCAUAUUGCAGAGAGGCUGGAAAAAGGAAAAUUUAAUAAUUUUCAAUGUUUUUCUUUUAAGAAAACACAUUUUGAAUUAAAAUAUUUGAAAACAAUAAAAGUGAUGACUGCUUAUUAUAAUAAAUGCAUUUUCUUCAAUAGCUUCUUUGAAAAAGUGAAAAAGUGUCAAGUUUCCUAAUGGAAAAAUCGAUUUUCCAAGGAUCCUGAAUUAAAUAUCAAAUCAAAAAGAUGUCUGGAGUGUUUGGAUACAGCCGUGAGGCUGUUAGAGUUAAAGUUAAGAAAUGUGAAGGAAAUCAACCAACUGAAAUAAGAAAAUUCAGUGUAGAUCCUCAAAUAACUUCAUUCGAAGUUCUCCAAAGCAUUUUAGCCAAAGCAUUCGAUUUAAAAGGCGACUUUGCUAUAUGCUACCGUGCCUAUGAUAUAACUGGUCAGGAAGUUUACAUGAGAUUAAUAUCAGAUUGGGAUUUGGAUGCUGCAUUUUUAAAAGCAUACAAUACAUCAGCAGCUAUCAACCAAGAACCUUGCUUAUGCUUGAGAGUAGACCUCAAACUCUUUGAGGAACAAAUCGAGGAUUGGGAGCAAAAACAAAAUGUCUCAAUUAUCGCUCAAAUUCGAACUCCUACCAGCCAAGAAGCGAAACCGUCUUCCAGGUUUCACGGGAUGUUCAACCAGGUUGGAAAAACUCUCAACAUGGUUCAGAAGGUUUUGAAUUUUGGCGAAGAUGCCAAUACAAGCGUGCAACCUCUUCGAGCGCCGCUCAGCGAUGGAGAGUUCAGGAAGUUCUGCGAUGCUGUAGGUCAAAUUGUUUAUGCCAAAGAAUUGAGAUCUGUUAUUUAUUAUGGAGGAAUUGAACCCAGUUUGAGAAAAGUGGUCUGGAAACAUUUACUGAACGUGUAUCCAGACGGCAUGAACGGAAGAGAAAGGAUGGAUUACAUAAAGAAAAAAGCCAGUGAAUAUGAAAAAUUAAAAGAAACAUGGAAACAAGCAAUUGCUCAGGGUGCUGUAGCUGGUGAAUUAGCUUACACCACUGGAAUGGUAAGGAAAGAUGUCCUACGCACAGACAGGCAUCAUCCCUUUUACGCUGGAAGCGACGAUAAUCAAAAUAUUGCCUCAUUAUUUAACAUAUUAACUACUUACGCUCUAAACCAUCCAAAAGUAUCUUACUGUCAAGGAAUGAGCGAUUUAGCCUCACCCUUACUAGUAACCAUGAACGAUGAAGCUCACGCCUAUAUUUGCUUCUGCGCAUUAAUGCAAAGGCUUGCUACGAAUUUUAUGAUUGAUGGCAUAGCAAUGACUCAAAAAUUCACUCAUCUUGCUGAAGGCUUAAUGUACUACGAUCCAGAAUUUUAUAAUUAUUUAAAAUUACAUCAGGCUGAUGAUUUACUUUUCUGCUAUCGUUGGCUUUUAUUAGAAAUGAAACGGGAAUUCGCCUUUGACGAUUCAUUAAGAAUGUUAGAAGUACUUUGGGCCUCAUUACCAGCGGACCAUCCUCAAUUAGAACUUAAAUUGUUUGAUACAAUGUUUCAUGCUAUUCCACCAAGUGCUACUCCUCCAAUAAGUCCACUCGUAAAGACUCCACGUGAAAACGCCUAUACAAAAGUCUGCGCGCUACGCCGUCAAAGUUCGUCAAUAUCCUUAAGUAAUUACGCUUCCAAUAAAAAAAUCGUACCAGUCAAGCGGCAAAAUCACAGCCUAGACGAAACUAUAAGUAGAUGUAAAAAUAAUACUAUAAUGGAACUUAAGCUCAAUAAAAACCAAAGCUUAGACGAUGCAGUUUUGAUAGGCAACAUCAAAAGCAGUAAAAGUAAUGACAUAAGCCCUAGGCAUGGUACUACCAAAGACGACACGCCCCCAUCUUCCCGCUCCGAGUUGAGACCCCGUUCAGUUUCUCCUCUAGAACCCAAGUCCGAUUCUGCCCUAGUGCUUACUAACAAUAACCGCAUUAUCGCGCACCAGAUGGCUUUUCGAUCGAAAAGUGCAAGCUUAUCAGCUAGCAUGUCCAAUUUGAUUCGUAGUACGAAAAAAGGCGGACAUUUCAAAGAGUUGAAAGAUAAAAUAGCGGCGCAUAAAUUGUUUUCUUCUCUAGACAGGUUGGAUGCUACGCAAAUGAUUAAGGAGGAAGAGGAAAGGGUGCCCAGGAAGGUUGUGAAGAAUUUGAAUGAGUUUUUGAAUUUUGCUGGUAUGAAUAAGAGUAAGAUUUCUGAUACUGAUCAGAGUCAGGCUUAUUUACAGGUCAAUAACGAUAAACCAAAAAUCAUGCUCACAAAAUCAAGUUUUGACGACUCUGAAAGCUCCAGUGACAAGCCACGGAAUUCGUCUACAUCGAAUACAAUUACAACUGAUGAUACAGAUACGUUUGACGAAUACAGCCCAGACGAUAGCCAAGAGUAUUUUCCAUUGACAACUUCAGUUACCAGAGAGUUGAGACUUGAACUAGAGAAUUUAGAUAGGAAAGUUUUCGGCGAUAAAUACGUGGACAGAUUGUCUGAUUCGCCUUCUAGCGAAUGCGAUUUGAAAACUACUACGAAAAAUGAAGAAUUGCAAUUGGAAAAACCUAACAGCGGUGACGUAUUUAUUUGGGAAAAUCCUUUGCACCAAACCAGCCCUAAAAACGCUGUGCCCGAAUUGCAAGACACUCCGGACGAACAAAACGACAUCGACUAUGACGCCCCUACAAUGGUAAACGAAACGUCGGCCACCAAAACCGUAACGCCCAUAAGAAUAAUAAAUUCGACAAGCAAAAUCGAAACCACCCAGAAAGUAGUAGUGAAUUUGGCCGAGCCGAUACCACAGCCCAGAGCCCUUGUCGCCUGUCAAAAUUUCCACAACGGUACCAUGACCAAUUCCUGCGAAGAAGUCCAAGAAAUCAAAACUUCGACUUUUCUGCCGCCGCCUCACGAAUUCGGGGGCGGCAAUCCGUUUUUAAUGUUUCUCUGCCUCACGGUGCUACUGCAACAUCGCGAACAUAUCAUCGGGAAAAGUAUGGAUUACAAUGAAAUGGCGAUGCAUUUCGAUAAGAUGGUGCGUAAACAUGAUGUCACUAGGGUGCUGAAUCAGGCCAGGCAAAUGUACGCACGUUACAUGAAACAACAAACUAUUGCUCAGCAUAAGAUUGAGACGUUUAGGAAUGAGAAGUGUUGAUUGUAAAGGUGAGUGUGGGAUUUUUUCUGAAUUGUUAUGGGGGGUUAUUCUAUUUUUUUCACCUUUUUCUGGCUUUUGAUAUCUGGAGGAAUUCUCAGAUUCAGUAAUUUUCACAAAUUUUAAAUACUUGAGAAUGAUUACUCUUAUCAGAUUUCUUGUUAGGUUUCACAGUUUGAGAAUUCCAACAAUGACUAGAAAUAGAAUUGAGUAACCCUCUAUGAUUUAUUUUUGAAAAAAAUCUCUUCUAGAAAAUAAUCCAAAAGUCUCAUGUAUAGAAAAUACUACAUAAUAGAAUUGUUACUGUGAUAUUUUAUAUUCCUUAUUUUUCUAGUUUUAUUUCCACUUUUUAUUCUGUUAUUAUAUUUUUUUAUUUUCAAUUAGUAGAAACUAAUUGGAAAAUUUUAAGUUUGAUUUUUUGUAGCAUAUCAUCUAUCCUAUAAGGAAAAUUCAAAGACAUUAUAUUCAGUUCCUUGUUUUAAAAUUUUUGCCUUUUGUAUUCAUCUAUUCUCUCUGUAAAUUGAGAAAUAUUGACUUUUGCACAAUUUAUUAAGUAGCAAUAUUGUGUAUGUGAAACUGUAUGUAAGAGGUAUUUAAUGAUUGCUGCUCGUACUGUAAUUUAUUUUCAAAAAAUCUUCCAUUAUUGCACUUGGUUGCAAAUUAAAUCGACCACUCUUGAAAUGUUUUAUUUUGAAACUAGUACUUAUUGCAUAGAAAAAACAAUGAAAAAUAACCCAAAGUAGGUACUGGGUGGUCCAAUUUGGAUACUUUUAAACGAGCUUUUAAUAUUAGACUGUGAGAUAGAGGGGCUGUUUAGUGGAGUCAUUUUUUUUUGUCUGGCAUUUUGAGGGUUGAAUUUGGCUACUAAGCUGAUGAGAAUGUGGGUGAUUUUAAUGCCUGCCUUCCGUUCGAAAAUUUGCAGAAGAAAAAAAUUGAUUUACAUGAAGAAUUUUUUUUUAAUGUUGGCCACAUUCAUCCCUCAAAAUGUCAGACAAAAAAAAAUGACUCCACUAAACCGGCCCUAGAAAAAUGAACCUCCCCACUUUAAGGCUCAAAUUGUACCACCCUGUACAUACAUAAAAUAAAUAUGUAUUGGAUUAGGAUGCCACUUUUAUGAAUGAUCUGUGAAGGUCAAUCAUUUUUUUGAUUAUAAUUUAGGAAACUCAAGAUUUAGGUAGCACUAGGUGCUUGACUUUUUUUUAUAAAUGAUUAUUUUAUUUUUGUGAACUCAAUAAAAUGCCUAUUUAAAAUAUUAACAAAAUUUUAUUUAAAAAUUUCUCACAAAUAAAAUACAAAAAUUAAAAUAUUUCUUUUGUCUAAAACACCUUGGGUAGCCUUUCAAAAAAAAUAAAAGAUUUACAAUCAACAAGGCUACCCUACAUGUUAAUUUAUUAAUAAAACUUUUAUUCUCAUUAUCAGACCUAAACCUAGGUGCUAUAUUGAAUAAAUUAAAUCUCAGUCAAUAAUGUUAAUACAAGAGAGGACAGACAUUAAUAAUUAUUAUAAUUGUAUAAUAAAAAUACAGGCUGUCCCAGCCUAGAGUGAUUUGAAAUGCUUAUAAACCAGGUGUGCUAAAGUAAAAAAAGUUGCUGUUUUUCAACAUCGAAAUUCUCUACUAUUUUUAAUGGAACACCCUGUAUAUCACAACGUCAAAAAAAGAGUCAUGUUGAAGGUAUCCAUGCACAGAACUAUCCACAUAUCAAUAAACAUAGUCCUCGAAAUACAUAUAAAACUUCAGCUGUAAAAAGUUAAAAUCGAAAUCCUGGUAUUUUGCAAACGCAUUUUUUAAAAAGUCUGGAACCGUCAAGUCAGGAGAGUAAGGUGCCCAUUCUAUAGGACCAGCUCCUAUCCAUCUUUCUCCAAAUUUCAUAUCUAAUGAUUCUCUUGAUAUUAAAGAAUAAUGGGGGCUCGGACUCUGUAACCGAUAGAUCAUUAUCCUUAUCGCUAUGGCACUUGCUGUCUUCUUCUUUUCGAACUCAAUAGAGAGGGGACGCCAAUAGAGAUAGAGAAAAUAUCUAUAUUCGUUACAGAGUCCCAGCAAGCAUGCACAAUCCUGCUGAAAUGUUACACAAUUGCUUCAACCAUUUACUGAUCCGACUCCAUAAAUGCGUGGAGCAGAAUGGCAAACAUAUACAGCAAUUCUUAUUGCUUUAUGCAGGUUGUCUUACCUUUCUAUUAGACAAACAUAAUUUCAAAACUUUGUAAAUAUUCUAAUAAAAAAUGCGUUUGCAAAAAUACCAGGAUUUCGAUUUCAAUUUUUUUUGUGCAACCAUCCGCAAAAUGAGCUUUCGCGGCCGCCACACAGUCCGCGAAAUUCAAUUUCGCGGCCGUUGCCCUUGGUGACGGCCGCGAAACUAUAAAUCAAAAUUUGACACUUUGACAACAACAAUAAGUAAAUUUUAUUUCCAAAUUCUUCAGAACAACAUAAAUUAUUUAGGAUAAAUAUUAACACUUACAUGACAGUUUGCAUUAUUACUAAUAUUUACUCCUAAAGCUGAAGCAACUAAUAAUCCAGUGUUUUUGAAUUGAACUCUCAAAACUUCCCAUUUCGGCAUUAAAUUAGCCAAUAUGCUUUCAGACACCAUUUUGACGUUUUGUUUGUCACACCAAUUUUUUGAACUCGCAGUAACAAUUUUCAUAUUGCCGCUUAGUUUUCCAGGUAUUAACUCAGAAAUAGCUGAUUGAACCAUAUUUUUUAGCUCUGGAGGAGUGCAAGAGAGUGAAACAUCUGUAUCGCUGUCGGAUAUUUUCACGAUUUUUUGAGAACCGUCAAAAUUUUUUGUGUAUUUGUUUACUUGCAAAAUAUGUCAUCCAUGACAUCCAUGGAAACGCUGUGCCACCAUAGCCACCAGGUUAUACAUCAAACUGGUAAUUAGUUCCACAUGUUUGUUGAAAGGAGUACAUUUUUUCUAUAAUUCCACAUAAUUUUCAUGGUUGCACAAAAAAUAGUGUGUAUACCAUGACCGCGAAACUUUUUAGCGUCCUCGAGAUUAUCUUGCCUCGGCCGCAAGCGGCCUCGGCGAUAACUUUUCUCUACGUACGCUAAAAGGCACUUCGCGGCCUUGGUAUACAAAUAACUAUUACUGCUAAAGCUUUAUGUUUCAAGGACGAUGUUUUUUGGUACAUGGAUACCUUGUACAUGACUUUUUUUUUUGACGUUGUGAUAUACAGGGCGUUCCAUUAAAAAUAUUGGAGAAUUUCGAUGUUGAAAAACAACAUUUUUUUUACUGGCCCUGUAUAAGUAUCAGAAAAAUUUGCAACUAACUGGAGAAAACUUUAGGCCAAGAGAAGUCGGAUGGCGCAAACCGCAGGAAGCUAGCACACCUGGUUCAAAAGUUAUAAGCAUUUGAAAUGCUGGAACACCCUGUAUAACAAUAAGAGCUGCCAUUAUUGAUAAACAUUUGAAAGACAAUUUUGGGAUUUGGUAAAAAAUUGGCACACUAAAAUGAGUAUUUGUAUAUCAAUUACACUAAGGUCCUGUUUAUUCAUCUUUAGAUAAACUUUCUCGUAUAUACCUGCAAGAUAAAUUCACCGCUCUAUAAAUCUAUUGGUUGGCGAGAUAACUGGCUGACCGAUGGAAUUACAGAUUACAUACCUGACAGUUUAUCAGAAAGUGAAUAAACUGGCCCUAAAACCAACAAAUUUGAUUAGAUACACUAUGAUAAUGUUAUUGCACACUGUAAUUUUAAAGCGCCUAUUGCAGAGACGAAAAACCCCAAAAAAUUAAGUAAAACUUUGGUCUGAUACCGUAUUGUACCUAAUAAAAAUCCAAAAUACCUUUGCAGGCCUCAAAAAAACAAAAAACACCCUAUAUGUUAUUUUCCAACGCAGGAAUACUGUUCAUUUCCGUUUUCUUGUUACCAAUCAGCUGUUCCUUUAAAAUAUUUUGCAGCGAAAUCCUGGCUUCUCGUUCCUCGUUGAGUUGAGAGGCCAACGUCGCCACUUUGUAUUCCAACACAUAGUAUUUGGAUUCGAGCAAAGUGACGACUUCUGAAACGUUGGUUUUGGUCGAAUCGGUUUUGGAACUCUCACUGGUUGCAACUGGAAUUUAAAAGGAACACAUCAGGUUUGUAAAUAAUUUACUGUAUCUACACAAUGAAACAUUGGAUAAUCAAUAAAUCUGGCACAGACUUAAAUAGUGAAAAAGUAGAAUACUUACUUGUUUGUUUUUAUAUUUUUUAAAACAAGCAUGCAAGUGACCAGUUAAUUUUGUAUGAAAAAGUGAAAUAUUAGUCACAUUUAAAAAAAAAUGGGUGAUAUUUCCAUCACCAAAAUGUUUUUUUUUUAGUCUUAUUGUGUCAGUUAGUUUGUUUUGUGACUAUUUAUGAUGAGUGAAUAUUAACCAAUGUAUAAGUAUUCUGCUUUUUUGAAAAACGUUUGAAAUGUUCUGUGUGUAUUAAUUGGGAAAUAAACAAUCUUACGAUAAAUUAGUAGAAAAACAAAAAGCAAUGAAAACGAUUAGUGAACCAAUUUAAUGCAGAUGGCAUUAUCCUGCAUUAAUCAAUCCAAACAUACAAAAACACCAUCGCAAGACAAAAAAAAAGGAAACACACUGCGAAGACUUGACGGUUACUCCAAAUGUUUCUUGAGUUGUUUAGCGACAAAGGAGCCACAACACCAAGUGGAAGCCCUCGGAGGGCCGUGAGGUCUGUAGCGUCUCGGUUGCAACGGUUGAGGGAUCAGUUCUAAACUCGAUCUGUGUACGGUGGUCGGUUUUGGUAGCUGCACGUUGCCUCCAGUUAGAACCUCGGCUAGAAGGGCAAAACUAUCAGAAUGGAAUCACCUACUUGAUGAGUGAUUUUGUUGGUGGUGAUUCAAGUACCUUUUGCUUGCUUAUUUAUCUAUUUGAGCCUCUAUUGAUAACUAGUUACUUUCCCCUAGCUAUAACAUCUACUAGUACAGUAAGAAUUAUUGAUUAUUAGUCCGGUAUAAGCUGUUCAAAAUUGGUUUCUCGUGUACCUAUUUGGUAUGCAAGCAAGCGGUUUUUUUUAAACCUAAAUUUGUAUUGUAAAGAAUAACCAAGUCCAGUCGGAACGUCGACUUAUGUGUCAGAGGCGUACAGUACGGGAAAAUAAAAUCAACUGACUUUUUGAGCGGUUUUACUUUAGAACAAGCAGACAACAAAGCUUAUAAUUACAUGCUAUCCAUUCUUCAAUACAAAAUAUGUGAACAGUAUACAUAUUUUGUCCCGAUACUGACGUUUUUGUUUUGGCAGAAAAACAAAUCCUUAGUAAGUAAUAAUAGGGACUACCGAUUACCCUGGACCGCAAACGUAAUAUCCAUGCUCUAAUGGUCAAUAUUUUUUUUCUCAGUAAGCAAUUCUUUAAUUUGGUCCCCAAUAUCAACAGUAUCUUGAAUGUAGCAUUCAAAUCCAUUCAAAAAGUCAUGAGUGGAUUCAAUUCCAAAAUGUUGUUCCUUGACAGUUAUUGAAAUUUUCAAACCUAAGUAUUUAGAUAAAUAUAAAACUCAUUAUUCUUUCAAAUUUUUUAAAUUUUGGCCUGUAAAUCCCGAAGUGAAAUUUUGGGAGAAUUUCUUUAAUAAAAAUGUCCGACGUCCAACACAAAACUAGAUUUUUUUUUUUUUAAAUAUCCAAUUAUUACUUUUCCUUAUAAUAAGAAUGUGAACCUCAGUGGCGUCAUGACCCUACAAUUUCUUUUAAAUUUCUCACAACUUCCUCCAAAUUCCCUAUAAAUUCCCCACAUUUUUGGCAAAGAAGUCCUAGGUCUCACUCAAUUCAAAGUACUCCUGGAAAAUUAAUUGAGGGAAAAGUUGAAACUUUUUGUAUAUAAAGAGGAAGGUUAGAAGCUCAUUUUCCCAAAAUUUCAAAUUUUUCCAGCGAAAAAUAACAACAUGAAGAAUCUUGGAAAUCAACUCACAAAAACUGAAUUAAUUGAAGUUACAGUCUCG